AUGGUACAGUCUUGGUUCAUUCAUAAAAUUCUAGCAGAGCAUAAAAGGAGGGGCUUGCAUUCUAGUCGUCCAGUUACCAGGUAUACACCUGGAGAAAAGAGCCGUGCCUUCUCUGCCCAGCAGAAGGCCAGAGCUAUAUUUAACUCUAAUCAGGACCUGUUCUAUUUUUCCUUCGUGAUGUACAAUAACCUGACGCCUGACAUGGAUUCAGUCUCUCCCACCUGCCGGACAGAGUCUCCUACCGGGACACUGUGCCAGAAUACACCAGAGGAGGCGAUCUCCCCGGCUUCCUCCUCAGAGAGCAAUGCAAAGGUAUGAAUGGCUUUUUUAAUCAUAUAUUCAACAUGCGGCCAGGGAGGCACUCAGGGCAAAUCAACCCCCCCUUUCUUUGCUCCACAGAUGAUUCUUCGUGGUGGGGGGAGGGGGUGGAACUGAUUGAUAAGAUUUUAAUUAACUGGACGCGCUUACAUUAUCAUUUCACGUGUGUUCGAUAUUUUAUGGCUCUGGAUGCAAAUUGACACAGAAACGUGACAAAAUGGCAGUGAUGGCUGGAUUGUUUUGGUUCCGACGUCCUGGGACCAAAUGUGAGCGUGUCGAUGCAGCGGUUCAUUGAGAAAAAUAAAUCCAUUCAGGAGACUCCACAGCAUCCCUGCGUCAGUGUUGACGUCAGAAACAAUGAUAAAGUCAAAUAUUGAUCAGGAGAAGGCUAUUUCAGGUUGGGUAUAUUUCAAGAAAAUUAAACACAUGCAGGGUAUCCUAUGAUUAACACUCCCAGGGCCUUUAUCAUUGAAUAGAUUUAAUGAUGUUUGAUUUCUCAGUUAGAUCUAUUUUAAUCCACUUUUAGGAUUACAGUAGGCCUUCUUUCAUUCAUUCAUUAAAAAUAAUCUCAAUUCAAGUCCUCAUUAUCAUUCUUUUUUUUUCCUCCAGGAGCUCUGCCAGGACAUGAGCAUUGAAGACACUCCGUUUGUGCCAACAGUCACCGCAAUUUCCUCUACCCCAGAUUUCCAGUGGAUGGUCCAGCCUACAAUCAUUACAUCUGUCUCCCCGUCUCUGGGUAGCAAGCAAGCCAAUGAAGCACAAAGCUCUCACCAGGCAACACCCAAAGAGGGCGGGAAUAAGGGGAAAAGUGCAGUCAGAAAAGGGAAAACAGAGCAGGUAGGUUUGCCUCAGAUGGUGUCUACCUGCUAUUGGAUAAAAUGCUCAACAGUGUAAAUUUACAUAUGCCACUCUGAAUUCCUGGUGUGCAACAGUGCUGAUGUGCAUGCAGCUGUGGUGGCGUGUGGUGGCUGUGUGCCUUCCUUAGGCACUCGAUUUAUAUUCAGGUCACAGAGAGUCUGCAACAAUGGUCUAUUUUUAGAUGCAAUGCAGUGAAACAUGCUUUUGCCAGCCUUCAGAGGGGGAAUUGGCAACGGAUGUAGCGGAUUAGGAGAUGAAAUGGCUGGAUUCUUCAAGGUAAUAACUGAAUUAUUUCUGUCACAUCCUAGCUGUCUCCAGAGGAGGAGGAGAAAAAGAGGAUAAGGAGGGAGAGGAAUAAAAUGGCUGCAGCAAAGUGUCGCAACAGACGGAGGGAGCUCACAGAUACACUGCAAGCUGUAAGUAAACAGUGAUGCAUUUACUCAGCUGUCAAUUAGCACCUGCCAUGUGUGUGUGAGUGAGUGUGUGUGUGAUUUCCAUGUGGAUAAUUUUUGGAUUUUGGUCUGUGUGCAGGAGACUGACAAGCUUGAAGAGGAGAAAGCAGCCCUGGAGACAGAGAUCGCCAACCUGCUCAAAGAAAAGGAAAGGCUGGAAUUUAUCCUGUCCACACAUAAACCCAUGUGCCAGUUGUCAGAGGAGCUGGAGUCUAUUUUUCAAGGGCCAACAGGGUCGCCGGGGCUACCACCCAGUCCAGAUGAGGACAGACUCCCAGAGGAUGGCAUCCAGGAAGCUCCGUCUCUCCAAGAUAUGGACAUCCCCAGUGAUCCGUCCACAGCCAUCUCUGGAAACUCCAACAUCCUCCUGUGUGCCAGUGCAGAUAUCAACCUCUGUGACCUGGAGCCCUCUCUGGACAUUAAAGAGGGGCUUCUGGAAAACAUGCUGCCCAGUUUGGAGGAUAAAACCCCCAUGGAGACGGCUCGCUCUGUGCCAGACAUAGACCUGAGCAGCUCUCUCGGGGUCUCGGACUGGGAGACCCUGUACAAGUCUGUUUCCAGCGACCUGGAGCCUCUCAGCACUCCUGUGGUUACCUCCACACCCACCUGCAGCAGCUACCUGUCUGUAUUCACGUUUGCGUGUCCUGAGCUGGACUCUCUAACAGAGGGACUAGACGGUCAUAAAGGUGGAGGGAGCAAAGCAGAAUCUGUUGAUAUCCUUAACUCUCCGACUCUCCUGGCCUUAUAG
This is a messenger RNA of Xyrichtys novacula (pearly razorfish), 2376 nucleotides long. The record is from the annotation of a GenBank genome assembly. Lineage: Eukaryota; Metazoa; Chordata; Actinopteri; Labriformes; Labridae.